Messenger RNA from Trichoderma gamsii, 1020 nucleotides. RefSeq lists its product as hypothetical. Bases 1 to 1020 code for a protein of 339 amino acids. The transcript is spliced from 2 exons. The record is from RefSeq and is a predicted model, not a curated record. NCBI's taxonomy places the organism in Eukaryota, Fungi, Ascomycota, Sordariomycetes, Hypocreales, Hypocreaceae.
AUGGACCAGACACUUGUUACAGAGGCCGAAGUCCGCAGCAACAACAACAUUGCAUAUCCCUACGUACAGAUGGAGGACGGGCAUUGGGCUAGAAUUGAGAACGGCCUGACCUCAGAAAUGUAUGCGCCAGGCGUAGCAGCAAUGGGGAUGCGCAGUUCUGUCAAUGACCUGCUCAAGUUUUGCGCAGCAGUUAUGAAUCGAUAUGAUUGUGAAAAGAAUAUUCACCCAUCGCAGGAGCUCCUUCAUCCAGCGAAAGAGAAAGAGAAUCCCCUUCGACAGAUAUCGUCCAUGUGGGGAUGGUGUGGACUCGACCGGUGGACGAUGGUUUCGACAAUAAUACCGCGGCAGAUCUCUUAUAAUGCCAUCCACAGACAUGAGGAUAUUAUUGGCAGAAACUCUGAGUCUCGAACACUUUAUGGACAUAGUGGUAUUACUGAAGGAUCAGUAGCAACAACGUACCUGAUACCCUCAUCACAUUCUGCCAUUGUAGUACUGAGCAAUGCGGCUUAUGCAGGGGAUGCAUCCGACGCGACAUCACAGAUCAUGCUUCAGGCUCUUUUUGACCUUCAACCAUCCGUCAAUCUCGUGGCUGCUAUUGAAUUAUCCAGAAAUGAACGAUUGGAAAGACAUGAGAAGAUGAUCUCAAUCUGGCAGGAGAACAGAGACGUGUCCAAGUACAAAGCGACUCCAGAAGAAUUAGUUGGAUCGUACAUUGGUCUAAAUGUAUCUCGGAUCAACAUUAUCAGGAGUGACAAGUCGCCUUCAGGGCUGGCAGUCGUUUUUGCGGACCAAGAAAGCUCUCGCUGUGAGCUAGAACCCUAUAACUCAGAUUCACUUAGCUAUCUUCCCAUGAAGCACGAAGAAACUAUAGCCCGUGGUAUGAUUGACUGGGAUUAUUGGACUGUGGGAAUAUUCAAUUUUGUGCGGCAAGACCGAGACCGUCAACAAGGAGAUGUUGUGGGCUUAGAAUGGAAAUGGGACGAAUAUGACUAUCCAGCGCUAUGGGAAAAAGAACAAUAA